AGAAGACUCAAGAGUAACUCAUGGAAAAAGUCGACGACAGCCCGCCGGCUCGUCGGGCGUUGGGGGCAAGAUCAAGAGGGUUGGGAAUUCGAUUCUUAGCCGCUCCUUUACUCGCCUUCUUACUUCUCUACAAUGUUGUUCCCAGCGUGCACGACUCGGUCCAAUCCUUCUUCUCGCUGCACGGAUGGAAUAUCGAACAACUCCCUCUCGCCGACACUGCUCAAGGAACGUUUGUGGGAAAGGUGUUGGACAACAAUGCCCAUCCGAUCCCCGUGGAAGCAUGGCUUGGCAUUCCAUAUGCACUGCCGCCCGUGGGAGAUUUGAGGUUUGCUAAACCGGUGCCCGUUCCGGAUAGCAAUGAGACUAUCCAGGCGACUGAGUACUCGCUACGAUGUCCUGGCAAGCAACUGCUCCGAAUCCCCGGAACACCAUGGCUCGAGGCGAGCGAAGACUGUCUGACAUUGAACGUCUUUCGAUGGAGAGGGACUUUUGCCAAUGCCAAACUUCCCGUUCUGGUCUAUAUUCAUGGCGGAGCCUUCAAUCGAGGCUUUGCUGCCAUGCACGAUACGGCUUCCAUGCUGGCCAAUUCCGAAGAGCCUUUUAUCGCCCUGUCUUUCAACUACCGGAUCGGCGCUCUGGGCUUCCUGAACAGCCCCCUGACGGAGAAGGAGGGACUCCUCAAUCUGGGUCUCCACGAUCAGAAGCUGUUGCUGGAGUGGGUACAGAAGAACAUUGAGAGCUUUGGCGGAAACGCCAACGAUGUCACGAUCGCAGGCCUCAGUGCGGGCGCACACUCCAUCGGCCACCAUAUCAUGGAUAUCAAUGAGAAGCGCGAGCUGUUUCACAAGGCCAUUAUCGAGUCUGGAGCUGCCACCUCGCGAGCGGUACACCCAGCACAUUCCCAAUUGCAUCGCGAACAGUUUGAGAAAUUCGUUGCAGAGGCCGGCUGCAAUGGCAAGGCGGAAAGUGAAGUCCUCCCUUGUCUGCGCGAAGUUUCCACCGAAGUGAUCCAGACAGCACAGACUGCCGUCUUUGACGAAUACAACCCUUCUGUCCGAUGGGCAUGGCAACCCGUAUUAGACAACGACAUCAUCUCUCGUCGACCACUCGACGCAUGGAAAUCUGGCCACUGGCACCGCGUGCCCAUCAUCACAGGAUUCAACCACAACGAGGGCACCAUGUACGUGCCCAAACAGACCGAGUCCAGCGAAGAUUUCACCAACUUCUUCGCCACUCUCCUUCCCCAAUUGACCCCCAAAGACCUCUCACGCCUGAACGACCUCUACCCGGAUCCCUCCUCAGACAUCCUCUCGCCCUACUUCGACACCAGAAAUUUAACCGCCCUCGGCAUCGGAGCCCAAUACAAACGCGUCGAAGCUGCCUACGGCCACUACGCAUACGUCUGUCCCGUCCGACAAACCUCUCACUUUGCCAGCAUCAGCAGCAUCAGCAGUGCAGGCUCCGCAGCACCACCAAUCUAUCAAUAUCACUGGGCAGUCAACCGCACCAUCCUCGGAGGCGCCAACCACGGAGAUCAAAUGUGGUACGAAACCCUCUCUCCUCUCGUGCGCGAAAUUUCUCCCACGCAAGAAGAAAUUGCCAAAAUUUUCAAUUCGUAUUUGACGAGUUUUGUGGUUACGGGUGAUCCGAUGACUUUGAGGGGCAGGAAGGCGGUUCAGAGGCCUGUGUGGAAAGCGUGGAAUGGUGAUGAUGAUGUGGGGGGCAAGAGUACGAUGAUUUUUGGAAAGGAUAAUGAUGAAGCUGCUGGGGGGUCGAAUGUGGGUGUUGCUGCUCAGGUGGUGGUUGAUGAGUGGGCGGAGGAAGAAUGUAGAUUUUGGUGGGAGAAGUCGGAGGUUCCAGAGGAUUAGAUUUUACGUUUUUUUCUUUUUUUUUCUUUUUUUUGUGUAUGAAAAUGAAUUCAUGAAAUGAGACGAC
Sphaerulina musiva SO2202 is the source of this 1935-nucleotide messenger RNA. Its product is annotated as cholinesterase. NCBI's taxonomy places the organism in Eukaryota, Fungi, Ascomycota, Dothideomycetes, Mycosphaerellales, Mycosphaerellaceae. The transcript has 2 exons. The record is from RefSeq and is a predicted model, not a curated record. The coding region runs from base 21 to 1868 and encodes 615 amino acids.